Dibothriocephalus latus is the source of this 1086-nucleotide messenger RNA. Lineage: Eukaryota; Metazoa; Platyhelminthes; Cestoda; Diphyllobothriidea; Diphyllobothriidae. The record is from the annotation of a GenBank genome assembly.
AUGAGCGCAUUCCCGCCCAAAGUGAUUGAGGACUUGGAUUUGGAAAUAAAAGCACGAGACGAGAUCAUUGGCAAACUUGUGAACAAGAACCGAUCGCUGACACUAGCUUAUGGUGAUUUAUGGGACAAAUAUGAGUCGAAGGAAGCAGAUCUUAGUAUACAGCUGCAAAAUAUUAGGGCGCGCGUGGCCGAAACCACAAAGCACCUCAAGCAAGCCUCUGGUCAAUCCCGGGCCACAAAAGAGGUGGUUUCGGCUGUGCUCGAGGGUCAACGCAGACUCAGCCAGCAUUCCAACCAACCUUCAAAGUGGAAUACAAGCUGCCCCGGUUGCUCUGAGGUGUUUGGCUUCGCUGAAGCUAUUUGCAACGCUGCCAUAGUCUCCAGCCACGUUUCAGACAAAUUUGCGGCCUUGGAAGGCCUUCUGGCAAAACAGAAGCUACGUAAAGACUCCAGCCAGCCUCCUCAGCCCUCUGCCUGCAAUUCCGCCGAGGUGAGUUCUGUUCUGCGCGAAGUCUUUGCCAUCUUCGAGCCUGUCCUUGAAAGUCCUCCGGUCAAAGAGAUGAAAGAACUGGAACAGCGCCUCAAAGAAGCCGAGGCAGAAGUUGCAAGACUCACUGAACUCACCAAACGUUUACAGAGAGACCUCCAGGAAAGCCAACUUUCGCAGUCGCGGACUUCCGUCUCCAGUUUCGCGCCUUCUGAAUCUCGCCGGCAAAAGGGAGAGGAGACCUUGACCUCGGAAUCGGAGGCGCUUAUCGCCGCCAAGCAGUUAGAGUUGGAGGAGUUGCGACGGCAGGACAUUAAUUGGGACAGCAAGGUGGUUCCGCUGUUGGAGAUGAGUGCCGAAAUUGCAGCCAUGCGCAAGUCGGCCGCCACUUCGUCUGCUAAACGUGUUGUUAAAGAGGCAGAGACCGUCGCGCCUCCUCCUCUAACCAGUUCCACCGAAGAGGAUGUCUCUCAGGGCUCCUCUGUGACCUACACAAGGACGGAUGGACCGCAGUCGCUCGACCUGGCCGAACUUGAGGCGCGUAUUGCGGAGGUGCGGGCUGACCUCUCCAACUUUGUCCGGAUUUUCAGUCAGGAGGAA